AUGGCAGACCAGGCAGAGCAGAACAUCGAGGUCUGGAAGAUCAAGCGCCUCGUCAAGUCACUCGAAGCUGCUCGAGGCGCGGGCACGUCUAUGAUCAGCUUGAUCAUCCCACCCCGAGCGCAGAUUGCACAGAUCUCCGGCAUGCUGACGCAAGAAUACGGUACAGCAUCCAACAUCAAGUCUAGAGUGAAUCGGCUGUCUGUUCUUGCCGCCAUCACGUCGACACAGCAACGGUUGAAGCUCUACAACCGCACUCCCCCCAAUGGGCUCAUUGUCUAUUGUGGCACGAUCCUGACGGACGAGGGAAAGGAGAAGAAGGUCAACUUUGACUUUGAACCCUUCAAGCCCAUCAACACGUCGCUCUACCUCUGUGACAAUAAAUUUCAUACCGAGGCCUUGGCUGAGCUGCUCGAAUCGGAUACCAAGUUUGGCUUCCUCGUCAUGGACGGCUCUGGGUCGCUCUUUGGUACACUCGCAGGCAAUACGCGUGAAGUGAUCCACAAAUUCACCGUCGAUCUGCCCAAGAAGCACGGUCGUGGUGGUCAGUCUGCGCUCCGUUUCGCCCGUCUACGAGAGGAGAAGCGUCACAACUAUGUCCGCAAAGUCGCCGAACUCAUGGUCCAGCAUUUCAUCACGAAUGACAAAGUCAACGUCGCCGGGCUUGUCCUUGCUGGCAGUGCGGAUUUCAAGACUGAACUCAACCUGUCAGACAUGUUUGACCCGAGACUGGCUUGCAAGGUCAUCAAGGUUGUGGAUGUGUCGUACGGCGGUCUGAACGGCUUCAAUCAAGCUAUCGAACUCGCCGGAGAGUCGCUGGCUGGCGUCAAGUUCAUCGAAGAGAAGAAACUCAUUCAAAAGUACUUUGACGAGAUCUCCCACGAUACGGGCAAGUACUGUUUCGGCGUGGAGGAUACAUUGCGAGGUCUCGAACUGUCAGCUAUCGAGACGCUCAUCGUUUGGGAGGACCUCGAUGUUACUCGCCAUGUCUUGCGCGCGUCAACCGGCGAAGAUGUGGUGAUCCAUACCAUGCCGCCCGUCAACCUUUCUGCUACGACGACGGCAGCUGCAACAGACGGCAAGUCGACCGCUGCAGGUAUCGCAGCCCUCUCCGACAUUGACCGAGCCAAGUUCAUCGACAAGGUCACCGGGCUAGAGAUGGAGCAAGCGCAAGAACCCCAGAGCUUGCUCGAGUGGUUCGCAGAGAACCACAAGAGCUUCGGUGCUGCGCUCGAAUUUGUCACGAACAAGAGCCAAGAAGGCUCGCAAUUCGUCAAAGGAUUCGGUGGCGUAGGCGGCCUGUUGCGUUACCGAGUCGACUUUGCCACCAUUGCCGACGCACUCGAUAGCGGAGAUGAGUUCUUCGACUCUGACGAAGAUCACAACUCUGUCGAGUCGGACGCUCGAGGCAGAAGGAGGGAGUCCAAUCGGUCUCACUCUGGAGCCUCAGCUGUGCGCUCGAGUCUUUCCCGCCCCGCGGCCUCACCUUGUCAAGUCUUGCUGCUUAUUGACGGCCUUUUGCCUGAACAGAAAGAGGCGGUCAGAUGA
This is a messenger RNA of Mixia osmundae IAM 14324, 1545 nucleotides long. RefSeq lists its product as uncharacterized. Bases 1 to 1545 code for a protein of 514 amino acids. The transcript is spliced from 7 exons. Gene Ontology annotation, cellular component: cytosol; translation release factor complex. Lineage: Eukaryota; Fungi; Basidiomycota; Mixiomycetes; Mixiales; Mixiaceae. The record is from RefSeq and is a predicted model, not a curated record. Gene Ontology annotation, molecular function: translation release factor activity, codon specific; sequence-specific mRNA binding. Gene Ontology annotation, biological process: cytoplasmic translational termination.